UUUUCAAGGCAGCUGAGAUUGAAGUCUGUGUGCCCGUUUGCAAGAGGUGGAGAAAAAGCCCUGAGCGGUAAUCAUGGCAGAAAACAACUUCCCUCCCCUGCCUCGAUUCAUCCCCCUCAAGCCAUGUUUUUACCAAGACUUCAACGAGAUCCCAGACCAACGGCGCACCAUGUGCAAGAGGCUCUACUACCUCUGGAUCUUGAAUAGUGCCACGCUAGCUGUUAAUCUGAUUGGCUGCCUGGCGUGGAUGUGUGGAGGCGGCGGCGCGACCAACUUUGGCAUGGCCAUCCUGUGGCUCAUCCUCUUUACUCCUUGUUCCUACGUGUGCUGGUUCAGGCCCAUCUACAAGGCCUUCAAGACUGACAGCUCUUUCAACUUCAUGGCUUUCUUCUUCGUCUUCAUGGCCCAGGUGGUAAUCAGUAUUAUCCAGACUGUUGGUAUUCCAGGCUGGGGAGUGUGUGGCUGGCUGGCUACCAUCACCUUCUUCAGCACCAACAUUGGCUCAGCUGUGGUCAUGCUGAUUCCCACCGUCAUGUUCACUGCGGUGGCUGUGCUCUCCUUCAUCGCCCUCACAAAGGUUCAUAACUUCUACCGCGGCAGUGGGGGCAGCCUGGGUAAAGCCCAGGAGGAGUGGGCCACAGGGGCCUGGAAGAACCCCCACGUCCAGCAGGCGGCCCAGCAGGCGGCCAUGGGGGCUGCACAGGGAGCCAUGCAGCAGAACCAGUACUCAGCAGCUCCCACCUACAACUACGACGACCCGAUGUAG
Molecule: messenger RNA, 766 nt
Organism: Stegastes partitus (bicolor damselfish)
Lineage: Eukaryota; Metazoa; Chordata; Actinopteri; Pomacentridae
Gene: scamp5a
Product: secretory carrier membrane protein 5a
Exons: 6
Coding region: 74-766 (230 amino acids)
Biological process (GO): protein transport
Cellular component (GO): recycling endosome membrane; trans-Golgi network membrane
Source: RefSeq, a predicted model, not a curated record